Molecule: messenger RNA, 3857 nt
Organism: Sciurus carolinensis (gray squirrel)
Lineage: Eukaryota; Metazoa; Chordata; Mammalia; Rodentia; Sciuridae
Gene: Hacd2
Product: 3-hydroxyacyl-CoA dehydratase 2
Exons: 8
Coding region: 61-861 (266 amino acids)
Biological process (GO): sphingolipid biosynthetic process; fatty acid elongation; very long-chain fatty acid biosynthetic process
Cellular component (GO): endoplasmic reticulum membrane
Molecular function (GO): 3-hydroxyacyl-CoA dehydratase activity
Source: RefSeq, a predicted model, not a curated record
CGUCCUGCCGAGUCGGGUCCGAGGUGCUCGCGCAGGGAGAGCAAGCUGCGGGCACUUGAUAUGGCGGCAGCAGCGGCGACUGCAGCGACGAAAGGGAAUGGGGGCGGCGGUGGCCGGGUCGGGGCGGGCGAAGCAGGCGGCACGCGGAAGAAGAAGGGCCCGGGGCCUCUGGCCACGGCGUACCUGGUCAUCUACAAUGUGGUGAUGACCGCGGGGUGGUUGGUUAUAGCAGUUGGUUUGGUCAGAGCAUACCUGGCUAAGGGGAGCUACCAUAGCCUUUAUUAUUCAAUUGAAAAGCCUUUGAAAUUCUUCCAAACUGGAGCCUUACUGGAGAUUUUACAUUGUGCUAUAGGAAUUGUUCCAUCUUCCGUUGUCCUGACUUCUUUCCAGGUGAUGUCAAGAGUUUUUCUAAUAUGGGCAGUGACACAUAGUGUCAAAGAGGUUCAGAGUGAAGACAGCGUCCUCCUGUUUGUUAUUGCCUGGACAAUCACGGAAAUUAUCCGUUACUCCUUUUAUACAUUCAGUCUAUUAAACCAUCUGCCUUACCUCAUCAAAUGGGCCAGGUACACACUUUUCAUCGUUCUGUACCCCAUGGGAGUGUCAGGAGAACUGCUCACAAUCUAUGCAGCUCUGCCCUUUGUCAGGCAGGCUGGCCUGUACUCCAUCAGUUUACCCAACAAAUACAACUUCUCCUUUGACUACCAUGCCUUCCUGAUUCUGGUCAUGAUCUCCUACAUUCCAGAGUUUCAUUUUCCUGUCUCUAGAGCAGCAGUGCACAGCUGCAGUUUCACCACACUCAAGAGUAGCACUGCUACUCCAGUGGGCACCACAGGGUUUAUUUCAGUUCAACAUGGCUUUUGAAUGAAUAGAAGAUAUGUACCAGUUUUUCCCCAGUUAUACUUCCACAUGAUACACCAGAGAAGAAAGAUCCUGUGUCAUACUGAAGAACACAAGAAAUUUGAAUAGUUCCUGCUUUCUGCACCCCCCCAACCAAACUUUUCAAUGAUCAAAAAAUGCUGCAGACUUUUUGAGUUCCCAGUACGUUUCAUAGAAUAUAAGUAAGAACUAUUUUUAAAAUACUAAAACAAAACAAAAACCAAAAUCCAGUGUCACAUGGGCCUGGGAUUUUAUAAAAAAAAAAAAAAAAAAAAAAAGAAAAAAAGAAAAGAAAAGAAAAAAAAAAGGCUGUUACAUAAAAUGUCCUGGCUGGAUUCAGCAUGCUCUUCCAACCAGAAGAUCCCAAUAGUCAUGAUGGCGCUAGAAAGAGAUUUGGCAUUUUAUCUCCUCUAUGUCCUUCCUGUAUCUGGUAAAUAAAGGUCUGUAACACUAACUACUUGAGAGUUACAGUCUGAGCAUAGAAGUUGCACCAGCUGACUGCCCAGCUGGCGGUGGAGUUCAGUUGCAGUCUGCAGUGUUUCACAUUCCCUUCUCAAAGUGCUUGACUGCAUGCUGGAAAACUAUUUGUAUUUUUGAAGCGGCAAACUUUGUUCUCUGGAAUGCUCUGAAGUUAUGGCUGGGACCUAGCUCCUCAUAUCUAGUGAAUGAAUUAUAAAACGUAUAUGCCUGUGAAGCUUUGGGAUAGUGCCCAUAAUCAGAAAAUCACUAGAGCCCUUUCGUUUGUUUUCAAUUGAGUCAUUACUGCCUGCCACUAAGAAAUGUGCUUGAAUUUAAUAAGUAUGUGUAUAUUGUAAAGAACCUAACUUACCUGGAGCUCGGCCUCAAUCUUGUUUUAAUAAAUGAGUUCUCUGAGAGGUAAAACUCAAUAGCUAGUAAGUGACAAGUACCCUUCCCGGUACUGUUUGCAGAGCACCUCUGAGUAAUGUAUCUGCCAAUAGUUGUUCUCAUUUAUGGAUUCGAAGCCCAUCUCGUCACAUCGGAGCAGGGAGUCUGUUUUUAAAAGCACAUGGAAGGUGUUGCUCUGGAAAUGUAGUUUGGAAAAGUGUUCAGGAAUGGCUUUUUAUCCUGUUAUUUUAUUUUUAAAAGUUUUAUUCACUAUUCUGUUUAGAUAAUUUGCCUAACUAUGGUCCUGUGUUAAUUCCCAACAAGUUGUCAAUUCAGAAGCGGCUCAUGUUCUCCGUGGGCAGUCCUGAGCUAAAAGCAGAUAAUCUCCUCGGGUUGGAGCAUCCACAGAAUAGUUUGGUCCUGUAGACAGUGCUGUGUCUUCAUGCUAUUUAAUUGUUCAACCAUGCAUUAAAACUUAAGAAAGGGUUUGUCACAUUUAUGAAUGAAAAUGUAAAGCCCAAGAUUAGAUUGUAAACACAGCUUAGAUUAUAAACAUGAUAUCUUUAUGAAACUGUUUUUUCUUCUUCAUUUUUUCUUCUUUUUUUAAUUGUUGAUCUUUAAAAGUUUAGCUUAGGUGAAUAAGUGUCACUUAAAAUAGAAUUGUUAAUAUCAGAAAAAUGUCAUAAUUUAAAACUAAAUUUUUAAAUGCUUUUUUUCAUAAAAGCUUAAAGAUCUCAUGUGGGCAGGUGUGUAAUAAAUUAUUUUUUAAUCAAACAUUAAAAUUCUGCUUCAAGUCAACACUUUUGAGUGUGUUGAAAUUAGAUCUACUCUUGUACAUGUGGGAAAGAUUUUUUUUUUAGUGCUUUUUCUCUCUUCUUACUUUUCCAAAAUGUAUUUCUACUGUAAAAAUAGCAUCAACCUGGGUAUUAUAUCAAGCUCAUAACUGGAUUUUUUCAGUUGUUUUGGGGGUGGUUGCAGAAGGUGGGGUGGAAAGUACAGGUUUUCCAGCAUUGCAGGACGGGAGUUUCAUUCAGGUCUAUUAUCAUUUGUCAUAAUUUAUGGAAAAUAUUGUGUUACAUACAGUGGUAUCACAUCAAACUGAACCUUGGCAAUGAGGAUGCAGCAAACAACUCCCUUUUCAAAAAGGGUCUCAAGCCCUGCGUGUGUUUUGUGCAUCAGCAUUUCAAAUAGUUAGGCAGAUAAGUAAGGCGCUUCGUUGUGUCCUUCAGUGACCUCUCUCAGUAACUUUCUUUUUCUCCUAACACGAGUUAAUUUCUCCUUUGAAGUGCUGUUCUUUUAUAAAUUGAGCACAUCCAACCCCACUAGAUGUCACAUCUUCUUAUGAAGUGUGAACAAGGACGGUGAUGUUUGGGGGAUACUCUGUCAGACUUAACGGUUUCAUUUCAGUGCAUAGUCAAAGACACCAUCUUCCCAGUGCCCCCCUCCGUUGCUGUUGCAGACCCCCCUCUGGGGCCUCCUCUGGCCCAGAGAACUCUUUGAGGUGCACGGCAGCUUUAUGGACACAAGCUGCUGAUCUGUAUCUUGCUGUGUUCCAUUUGCUAGGGUUGGGAUCACAUGUCCCCUCCACUGUCAGAGGCUCCAUAGGGAAUGAAGCGCUGUCCUCCUAGGUGAGGAUGUGCCUCUGAAGGAAGCUUCAGACGGGAAGGAAGGUGCAGAGCCCAAGAGGCAUAUGAGGAACGGGCCCUCCUGUUUCCCCUGCUGUGUUGGUUAUGCGUUUCUAAUAAAAGGCUGGUGUCGAUGUGGUCCAAACUGAGCAUUGUUUUCAGUUCUGAGUUUCAGAUAAAUCAUUAUAAAACAUCAAAUUCAACAUACAGUGCUCCUUUGAAAUUUGGGUAAAAAAAAAUUAUACAACCAGAUAUAAUCAUUUUGUAUUUUUUCUAUGUUGUGAAAACCAAAAUUGUAAUUUUAUAAGUCUUUGAUUCACUAAAAUUAUAUAAUUUAAAUGUAUUUUUUGUAUAUUUAGAAAUAAGGAGUUCAAAGACUAUGCUUAAACUUUCUAUGCAUGCAUUUGAAAGCUGUUUUUAUCUGAUAAUGUUAAUGUAGUAAUAAGUUGUAUUCAUAAAAUACUGAACUGUGUUGCAUUUCAAAAUAAAUUGGUGUGUGCUCUGCCUGGA